Molecule: messenger RNA, 858 nt
Organism: Malassezia vespertilionis
Lineage: Eukaryota; Fungi; Basidiomycota; Malasseziomycetes; Malasseziales; Malasseziaceae
Gene: PRO3
Product: pyrroline-5-carboxylate reductase
Exons: 1
Coding region: 1-858 (285 amino acids)
Biological process (GO): L-proline biosynthetic process
Molecular function (GO): pyrroline-5-carboxylate reductase activity
Source: RefSeq, a predicted model, not a curated record
AUGCACACGAUUGCAUUUCUGGGCUGCGGUACCAUGGGUACCGCCAUUCUUUCUGGCAUUUUGGAUGCUUGCCAUCAGCAGGAACGAGGCGCCUCGCAAGAAAGCGCGCCGCUCCCGUCUCAAUUCAUCGCGACAGUGGCAAGCGAGGCGUCGCAGCAGAAGCUGACGCGUCAUUUUGAACAGAUGGGAUAUGCCGGCCAAGUCGAGGUCAUGGUGGGCGAUAAUCUGGGCGCGGUGCGCCGCGCAGAUGCCACCAUGAUUUGCGUCAAGCCAUACUUGAUUGAGCAAGUUUUGGGUCAGGACGGAAUGCGCAAUGCACUCGACGGCAAGCUGGUAGCCAGUAUUGCAGCAGGCGUCACGAUUGCACAAAUAAAACACCUCGCACCGAGCGCGAAUGUGGUCCGCGCCAUGCCCAACACUGCAUGCAAGAUACGCGAAGGGAUGACAGCGAUUGCGGGCCCUGAGGGACCCAGCGACCGCGCAUUGCUCACUGCCAUGUUUUCCGCGGUCGGCAAAUGCACCUUUGUGGACGAAAAGCAUCUCGACGUGUGCACAGCCAUGGCAGGCUCAGGCCCUGCAUUUACCAUGGUAUUCAUCGAUGCUAUGGUCGACGGCGGUGUGAUGAUGGGUCUCCCUCGCGCGCAGGCGCUGGAAAUUGCAGCGCAAACCGUGCAAGGCGCGGCGCGUUUGGUUCAAGAGACGGGGCAGCCGCCUGCAGUGCUCAAGGACAAUGUCACCACACCUGGCGGCUGCACCAUUGCCGGUCUGUUGCGCAUGGAAGACGGUGGCGUGCGUGGCACAGUCGCCCGCACGAUCCAGGCCGCUACGGAGCGAGCUGCUGAACUCGGAAAGAAGUAA